Trypanosoma brucei brucei TREU927 is the source of this 1644-nucleotide messenger RNA. RefSeq lists its product as hypothetical. The transcript has a single exon. Gene Ontology annotation, molecular function: ubiquitin binding. Bases 1 to 1644 code for a protein of 547 amino acids. Gene Ontology annotation, biological process: proteasome-mediated ubiquitin-dependent protein catabolic process. NCBI's taxonomy places the organism in Eukaryota, Euglenozoa, Kinetoplastea, Trypanosomatida, Trypanosomatidae. The record is from RefSeq and is a predicted model, not a curated record.
AUGCCAGUGGAUGCGCCCUUACAGAAGUUUAGACCUCGUUGCGCCCAACGCUUGGCUGAAAUUCUUAAGCCUGACGCCCUCGACGAAGAGACACGACGGCAAAUAUUACGCAACGUGUGCGCGGAUGCGGCAGUGACUACAAAUGACGGCGGUUGUAGCGUGGUGUCAGAGGAAGUAAAGCUUGGCGGAAGCUCCGGUACUGGAGGGAACUUCUCGACCAUGCUGCGUGAUCGUGUUGCAACCGCAAAUAGUGAACUCGUCACCGCAAUGACAAAGCGGUUAAAGAUGUUGGAGGCACAGCAACAAGCCUACCGCCUGGAACUUAAGGAAAAGACAGAAAAACUCAACCGCAUGCAGACGGAGUGUGAAGCAGAAAAAUCAAGGCGCGAGGAAGCGGAAACGCUUGUGGUAGAGUUGUUCAGCGAUAAAGAGGAAUUGGAGAAACAAAUAAUGGAAAUGAAGGAAUUCCUUGCUGAUUAUGGUCUUCAGUGGGUGGGUAAUGCUGAGGGUGAAAGCGGUGGCGGAUCAUCCAGAACACCUAAGGAACGCGCCAAAAAAUCACCUGCUACUCUUGCAGCAGAGACCUCGCCAAUCCCCAAUAGGGAAAUGAAGCGGUUCGAUCUGUACGCUGGAGAUUACACCAGCGAGGCCCCGUCCCCAAGGCCUGAAAGUUCCUCACUGGCAGCCGCUGAGUCCCGCAGUACAAAUAUGUCUCCGGCGAGAGGGGAGUGUUCCCUCCCCGUUUCUAUGGAAAUUCUACAGAAAAAUGCUCGAAUACUGUCAGAUCAUGUUGGUUUCAAGGAGGUUGCCACCAACGGGAAACGAGGCGCUAUAAAGGAUCGCGAUGUUGUGCAGAUUGUUGUGUAUAAAGAUGGGAUUUGCGUCAACAGUGGGCCCUUUAGGCCUUUUGGCUGGCCGCUUUGUGAUGCCGUGUUGAACGAUAUCGCCGAAGGCUAUUAUCCAUACGAAUUCAAGCAGCGCUAUCCUGACGGGUUUCCCAUUGAGAUAGUUGAUCAAACUUCGGUAUGUUGCACUGCAGUAGGCACUCGACCGAAAAACGACAAGGUGCAAGGCACCGAACGUAUGCGGGAAGGUGGCUACCAACCGGUGUCACGUGAGGAAUUUCUAAAAAGACUACCGACCACACGAAUUACUGCGGGAGGUCGGAUUGUUGAUGUACAGGGAGAGAUAGCGAAAAUAAUUGGAUGUGACAAGGGAGGCCCAAGCGGUAGCGCGGAACCUGAUGAUGCUUCGCUUAUGAGGCAUGUAACCGCAUCGGAACAAAAGAAAAGGGGGAACGUAAGCAAAAGUGAUGGGGAGUGUGGUGCACCAGUUGCUACUGGUACGGAGACCCCCAACAAUCGUUGCAAUAAUACGCGGUUGCAGCUUAUUGAAGGAUUAGUAGCCGUGCAACUGCGGUUUCCAUGUGGAAAGAGGUUAGUCUUGAAUCUCUCACCAGAGGACACCAUUGGGGACUUGCGACGCGAGGUGCGAUUAGCCAUGCCCUCAUUCACAACCGAAUAUAAAAUUUGUCUUCCCUUUCCAGCUAAGACGCUGGGUGAUGACAGCAAGACGCUGGCUGAAUUGGGUCUUUUGGGAACAUGCACCCUCAUGAUACAGCCACCAAGGGAAACAAAGUCAUAG